AUGGGGCGCUCACCCGAAGAUGAGGCACUCUCCUCGGAGCCACUGCUUCAGACAAACAGCCUGAACCCCGAUUUCCCGACCCUCAUCUCCCCUUCAUACCUAUCCGACGCGGACCACUGCCCCGCCGUGGGCCCCCACGGGCGGCGCCUGCUGAGGGACGAGGGCGACGAUGUGAAGCCCACCUACUUCCUGCAGGCGGCAGGCCUCUGCACUGGCGUGAGCAUCGGCGGCGGCGUGCUGCUGGCGCUGCUGUCCCUGUGGCUGUUCAAGCGCUCGUCCGUCGGGAUGGUGCACUUCGCGGUCGGGUUGCAGGUCGCCAUCCCCGCCGGCAUCGCCGUCGCCGCCUUCCUCUCCGGCGCCCCCGCCGCCGGCGUGCCGUUUGCUCUGCUGGCGGCCGCGCUGGCGUUCACUGUGUGGUUGUACCGGUCGCAGCUGGUGCUGGUGGCGCGGCUGCUGUCCAUCAGCGUUCACGCGCUGGCCGACCAGCCGGGCAUCAUCGUGGCCGCGCUGCUCCUGCAGCUCCUCGGCGUGCUGGUGCUGGUGCCCCUGGGCGGCAUGAUGCUGCUCGCCUUCACCAACGGCCACGUCAUCCCCAACCCCUCUCGCGCCAGCAUCGACGCCGGGCAGUGCCUGGGGGCGGACGGGCACGAGGUGGUCUGCUGCACGUGGCAGGUUGACUCGUGGGUUCCUGGGUACCUGGCUUACGCUGCCCUCGUCACCACGUGGACCACCCUGCUGGUGUUCACCGUGAAGCUCUACACCAUCGCCGGCGCCACCGCUCAGUGGUACUUCGCCCCUGUGGCGGCGGGCGCCCCCAAGCGCGCGACGCUGCGCAGCGCGCGCCACGCCCUGGGGGCGUCUUUCGGCAGCCUGGCGCUGGCCAGCUGGCUGCUGACGCUCAUCCAGUACGCGCGCGCGGCGCUGGACAAGAUACGCCAGGACAACGAGGGCAACUUCUGCGCGCUGCUGCUGACGUCAUGCCUCGACUUCAUCUACGCACUCUUCGAGGCGGUGACCAAGUUUGGUGUGGUGCGCGCCGCCAUCACGGGGGAGGCCUUCAUGGACGCCUGCCACGGCAUCGUCAACCUGCUCUCACGCAACGCCCUGGACACGGUCGGCGUGUGGUUCCUGCCGGGCUUCAUCCUGCAGAGCUCCGCGGCCAUGAUGGCCGUGGCCUGGGGCAUCCUGUCAUUCGCGGCGUCGUCGGCCUACUGGGGUGGCGGCCAGGCGGCCGUCGCCAGCGGGGCGGUGGUGGGCGCGCUGUCGGGCGUGUGCGCCCUGGUGACGCUCGCCUUCCUCAACGGCGUGCUGCUGAACAUGGUGGAGGCAACCUACGUCGCCUGGGCCAUGGACCGCGACGCCUCGGCCGUCACCCGCUCCGACGUCCACGCCGUGUUUGACCGCCCCGACGCGCCCUGGCACAAGGCCCCCGGGGCCAUCGUGGAGCAGCCGGACGCGGCCUACGCGUACGCCGCAGAGACCGGGGCCGCCGCGGGCCCGCCGGCGGCGCCGCGCCCGUACCCGUCCCCGAGCGUCCACCGCGGCUGA
Molecule: messenger RNA, 1548 nt
Organism: Monoraphidium neglectum
Lineage: Eukaryota; Viridiplantae; Chlorophyta; Chlorophyceae; Sphaeropleales; Selenastraceae
Exons: 13
Coding region: 1-1548 (515 amino acids)
Biological process (GO): transmembrane transport
Cellular component (GO): membrane
Molecular function (GO): transmembrane transporter activity
Source: RefSeq, a predicted model, not a curated record